Messenger RNA from Lepus europaeus (European hare), 960 nucleotides. RefSeq names its product olfactory receptor 51L1-like. NCBI's taxonomy places the organism in Eukaryota, Metazoa, Chordata, Mammalia, Lagomorpha, Leporidae. The transcript has a single exon. The record is from RefSeq and is a predicted model, not a curated record. Gene Ontology annotation, biological process: G protein-coupled receptor signaling pathway. Gene Ontology annotation, molecular function: olfactory receptor activity; G protein-coupled receptor activity. Bases 1 to 960 code for a protein of 319 amino acids. Gene Ontology annotation, cellular component: membrane.
AUGGCAACCCCAAACUCCAGCAAUAUCCUGUCCUCCACAUUUUAUCUCACAGGUGUUCCUGGCUAUGAGGAAUUUCACCACUGGAUUUCCAUCCCAUUCUGCCUCCUCUACCUUGUUGGGAUAGUGGGCAACUGCACCAUCCUGCAUGUUAUCCGGACAGAUCCCAGGCUCCAUGAGCCCAUGUACUAUUUCCUGGCCAUGCUUUCUCUCACUGACAUGGGCAUGUCCCUGCCCACAAUGGUAUCACUCUUCCGGGUGCUGUGGUCCAUUUCUAGGGAGAUCCAGUUCAGUGUCUGUGUGUUUCAAAUGUUUGUAAUUCACACGUUUUCCUUUACGGAAUCAUCUGUGCUCUUGGCCAUGGCUCUUGACCGGUAUGUGGCUAUCUGUCACCCUCUGCGCUAUGCUACCAUUCUCACUCCAAAACUCAUCAUCAAGAUUGGGAUUGCAGCCCUGCUCAGGAGUGCUAUUCCAAUAAUUCCUCUUCUAGCCCGCUUGACCUUCUUUCCAUUUUGUCACUCUCAUGUCCUUUCCCAUUCCUACUGUCUGCACCAGGACAUUAUCCACCUUGCCUGUGCUGACAUUAAGUUUAAUGUUAUAUACGGGUUGGUUGUGAUCAUUAUGUUGUGGGGUUUGGACUCUUUGGGUAUUUUUGUGUCUUAUGUUUUUAUCCUUCACUCAGUGUUAAGAAUUGCAUCCCGUGAGGGGAGGCUCAAGGCCCUCAACACGUGUGCAUGCCACAUCUGUGCUGUUCUCAUUUUAUAUGUGCCUAUGAUAGGAGUAUCUCUUGUCCAUCGUUUUGCCAAACAUUCCUCACCCCUCAUACACAUUUUCAUGGCACAUAUCUACUUGUUGGUUCCACCAGUGCUCAAUCCAAUCAUCUAUAGUGUGAAGACCAAGCAGAUUCGCCAAGGGGUCCUCCACCUGCUUCUCUUUCCCAAAAUUUGUUCAACAGUGAUGUAG